GGACAGCCCGCCCACCAGCAUUACUGGCUAGUGGGAAUGAAACACCCAAAAGUUUUUUUUUUUUACAGCAGUAUCUAUAUAUAUCGCCAGUUGUUAUAAAUCAAGUAGCCCAAGAUAACCAACUGGCAUUUCUAAAACUUUGACAGGUGUUAAAAUUUUUGUGGAAUGGGAGACGCUGAUAAGGGCAAAUCAACGUUCACAAAGGUGUGCGCAACAUGCCAUACAACAGAAAAAGGAGGAAAGCACAAGGUCGGUCCGAACUUAAACGGGAUGUUCAGUAGGAAGUCUGGAACUGCGCCAGGAUUCAAUUACUCGGACAGUAUGAAGAGCAAAGCUAUCAGUUGGAACAAGUCCUCUUUGAAUGAAUACCUUUCAGAUCCCAAGAAAUAUGUUCCAGGAACCAAAAUGACAUUCGCUGGAUUGAAAAAAGCCGAUGAAAGGGACAAUGUGAUAGCUUUUUUGGAGAAAGCAUGUAAAUAGAUCCCCGUAUAAUUGUAAACUAAAUGUAAAAGACCCAGAUAAAACAGCUGAAAACAAUAACACAGUUCAUUAACCUUUAGACAAAUAAAUGCCUUUUAGUAA
This is a messenger RNA of Agrilus planipennis (emerald ash borer), 582 nucleotides long. Its product is annotated as cytochrome c-like. The record is from RefSeq and is a predicted model, not a curated record. The transcript is spliced from 2 exons. Lineage: Eukaryota; Metazoa; Arthropoda; Insecta; Coleoptera; Buprestidae. Bases 166 to 480 code for a protein of 104 amino acids. Gene Ontology annotation, molecular function: heme binding; electron transfer activity.